Fukomys damarensis (Damara mole-rat) is the source of this 3292-nucleotide messenger RNA. RefSeq names its product RAB3A interacting protein like 1 (gene Rab3il1). The transcript has 12 exons. Bases 792 to 2921 code for a protein of 709 amino acids. NCBI's taxonomy places the organism in Eukaryota, Metazoa, Chordata, Mammalia, Rodentia, Bathyergidae. The record is from RefSeq and is a predicted model, not a curated record. Gene Ontology annotation, biological process: exocytosis. Gene Ontology annotation, cellular component: Golgi to plasma membrane transport vesicle. Gene Ontology annotation, molecular function: guanyl-nucleotide exchange factor activity.
CUGUUGGCCGGGAGGUCCUGCCAAGGCCUGGCCCCUGGCCUGGUGGGCACUCGGAGACCCUGUGGCCAGUGCCCCUGCCCACCCGUGGAGGCUGGUUCUGCCCACACGGGUGAGAGCCGCAUGGUCACGUGACUGCUAAGCCAGGGUGCCACAAAGGAGCCUUGUCUGCUCCUGUAAUCUGCUCUGAGGUGUAGCCCAGCACGGCCAGGCCCCUCUAAUUCCUCCCAAGGCUGGAAUCUGGGGCAACACCCCCUCUAGUUUGGUCCUAAAAUCCAGAGGUCCUGGGCCCUGCUGUCUUAUGGGGAGUUAGGGACACCUGGGGCAACCCAGGAGAGGGCCUCUGCCAGGUCUGGGGACUGCGACAGCCAUGUGGGCUGGGAAAGGAAGCCUGAGCUCUGGGCAGAAGUCCCAACUCCUUGUCCUGGCCCUGUGGUGGACUGGUGGGGAUCCUGCAUCCUGUCUGAAAAGGAUGCUGUUCUGGAAUUUCAUCUCCCUCCAUGAUGGGAUCCACCUGCGCUGGGAAGUGCUCCGAUUGGCUGCUGGUGAUGUCAUGUUUCAUGCUGGCUGUGACUGGGCACCAGGACCCUCAAUGGAUGCUUGGGAGCCCUUGGGUGGCCCCUGGGGAGAACCAUAAGCAUUCCAACACUCAGCCUGCAGUGCCCGGUCCCUGCCAGGCUGUUGACUGGCUCACUGCUGCCAGGUCUCUCUGUAGUCUGAUUCUGGGCCUGGGAGCCACACUUCCUCACACCUUAACUUAGAAGAGGACCCGAGCCUUCGUAUGCCCCCCUGGGAUGUCUCCAAGGACGCCUGUGUGCUGCACAGAUACGAACUGUUCUCUCCAUGGGUCCCCAGCCGGCCAAGCACAGCCCAGGCACACAGGAAAGCCACCAGGAGCUCCUGCCGCCUUCGCUUCUCCAGGCUUCCUGGGCAGAAUCCCGCCUCCGCUGCACUCCCAUCGGCCUCCUGUUGGGACUCUCACAGUUCACUGCAGUGGCUCCAGGCCUUGGCCUCCCCUGUGUGGACGGACCUCUGCUCUCUUCACAUCUGGCUCUCCUGCCGCAGCCAGACCAGGGCCUCCCCCCACCCCUCUCUGCCGUACCGGGGCCCUGGAAGGGCGUAGACCCCAGCAGAGGCUACUGGGAGGCCCCCGGGCCCCCUGCCCAGGCCACUGUGGAGGGGGCGCCCUCGGGGGAGGAGGCUGCAGCCGUCACCCCGCUGGACGUGUCGCGCCUGCGCAGCUCCUCCAUGGAAAUCCGCGAGAAGGGGGCCGAGUUCCUGCGGGAGGAGCUGCGCAGAGCCCAGAAGGAGCUGAAGCUGAAGGACGCAGAGUGCGAGAGGCUGUGCCGUGUGCGGGAGCAGCUGGAGCGGGAGCUGGAAGAGCUGACAGCCAGCCUGUUCGAGGAGGCCCACAGAAUGGUGCGGGAGGCCAACGUGAAGCAGGCGGCAGCAGAGAAGCGGCUAAAGGAGGCGCGGGGCAAGAUCGACAUGCUGCAGGCGGAGGUGACUGCCCUGAAGACCCUGGUCAUCACGUCCACGCCGGCCUCCCCCAAUCACGAGCUGCAUCCGCAACUGCAGAGCCCCACCAAGGCUGGGCCCCGCAAAGGACACUGGCGGCCCCAGAGCUCCAGCAGGGCCCUGGGCCCCACCGUGCGCCCUGCCCCAGGGCACGGCCUCGCGCCGGACAAGGAGGGCAGGGAGGUCGACACCACGCUGUUCUCAGAGUUCCGGGCCUGGAGGGCAGCGCCCACACUGGACAAGGCCUGCCCCUUCCUGGACAGGGUGUACCGCGAGGAUGUGGGCCCCUGCCUGGACUUCACCAUGCGCGAGCUCUCUGCGCUGGUGCGGGGUGCCGUGGAGGACAACACGCUCACCAUCGAGCCAGUGGUCUCACACAUGCAGCCUGGCACGAGGGCCGCUGCGGAGUGUGGCCGCACCAGCAAGUGUGCCCUGAGCGGGCUGACCAGCCCUUGCCGCCACCGCAUCCGGCUUGGGGACUCCGAGAGCCACUAUUACAUCUCGCCAUCCUCCCGGGCCAGGAUCACAGCGGUGUGCAACUUCUUCACCUACAUCCGCUACAUCCAGCAGGGCCUGGUGCGGCAGGAUGUGGAGCCGAUGUUCUGGGAGGUCAUGAGGCUGCGGAAGGAGAUGUCGCUGGCCAAGCUGGGCUUUUUCCCGCAGGAGGGCUAGGGUGCAGCCUGGCCGGAGCAGCGCCUGCCUUGGCACAGCAGGCCCCGAGCCAGAGCAGCAAGGAGGGGCCAGUGCCUACCCUGGAUGGACGCACGGACAGAGCGGCCUGGAGCUCAGAGCUGAGGCCUCCACCCCCACCGGACCGUGCACACCAGCAUCUCCCAAAGGCACCGUGGGCCGAGGUGCUGGGCAUCCAGGAGGGGACCCUGGGCAGGGCGCAUCCUCCCCUGUGGCAGCUGAGUCUUCCAGGAAGGGAAGGACAGUUCCAGGGCAGCCGGGCCUCCGAGGCGGGCAGCCCCUGCCCCAGCACCCGCUCCACACUGGCCCCUGCCUCUCUGCCCCAAGGCAGCAGGCUAGGAGGGCAUGGGCCUCCCCCACCCUGCUCUGUCUCACAAAGUGGGGGCCCCCAAGCACCACCCCCACCCUUUCCCACCAAGAUUGGGACGGAGGUGGGGAAGGGGACAGGCCUCCGAGUCGGCACAGAUGGGACCUCGGGGUGCCCACCCACACCUCUGCUGCAAACACUGGGGUCCACACGCUGUACCGGGCCAGCCCCACUGGACACCCCACCACACCGUGCCCCUCCUUGGCUGGAAUGCAGCUCGAUCUGUUUAAUAAAGGAGGCUUUGUUGGUGGGGCCCCACUGCCUGUCACUCCUGCACCCUGGGCUCCAGCCAGGCCUCAGGCAUCUGCAGGAAACCAAAUCCUCCUGCCCACCUCGUGCCUGGGAUUAGCCCAAAUCCUGAAGCCCCCGCCACCGCCACCGAACGCACUGCACGGGCCACUUGCAUUCCCUGCAAGGCCAUGGGGCCUGGGCAGGCAGUAGAGCCCUGGGUCACAGCUAGGCUGGGGUCCUUUCAGGGAGGGUCUGUAUGCGUGGCCAGGCCACCUCCUGGCCCCUGCCCCACUCCCCUGGGAACACUCACCUCCCUACCUGAGGUGGCUACUGCCCAGGCCUGGUCACCAUGUCCCCUGGGGACUCCUCCAGGCCAGAGCUGGUACCAAGUCCAGUGUGUCAUGUGCCCCCUGACUGACCAAUCACUCCAAAGACCUUCCCAGCCCCUCCUGUCUGGGCCUAGCUUCCCAUUUUUUGUUCGUUUUGUUU